Messenger RNA from Vicia faba (fava bean), 516 nucleotides. The record is from the annotation of a GenBank genome assembly. Lineage: Eukaryota; Viridiplantae; Streptophyta; Magnoliopsida; Fabales; Fabaceae.
AUGAAGAAAGUUGUGUUAAAGUUAGAGAUAAAUAAAAACAAAAUCAAGAAAAAAGCUAUGAAAGCAGUCUUAGGCCUUUCAGGAGUUGAAUCAUUUUCAAUGGACAUGAAAGAGAAGAAAUUGACCUUAAUAGGAAACAUUGAUCCUGGAAAAGUAGUGGCUAAGCUAAGAAAGUUUUGUCAAGCUGAAAUAAUUUCGGUUGGACCAGCUAAAGAGGAAAAGAAAGAUGAACCUAAGGAUUCAACAAAUGUAAAUUACAUUAACCCGAUGUUCUAUGGGGCUGAUAGCAUUGAAGAGAAACUCCAUCCUAAUAGUAAUUUUUCAUUUGACAAUCACUACAAAAUAAGUUGUGUGUUGCCACGUGACUCCCACUCUGUACUCUGUGUAAAGCUCCUCCAUCCUAUCAACUUCCAGAAUUAUCGAGAAGGUUUAGGUAAGCACUCAAGAAGAAUCAGAGCAAAAACUAGGGAAAAUCGCAAGAUUUCAGAAAAGUUUUCUGCAUACUCCAGGAGAUGA